AUGAGUGCCACUCAGCCAGAUCUCGUCGAGGGCAUGGCGCAUCAGGACCCUUCGGUCUCGAGCACCAAUGCCAUCAAUCUCGAGUCGCCGGCCACACGGCUUCAUCAUCUCUCGCUGUCGGCCCAGACGAUUCACGCCGACGACUUUCUCAACUCGUCUCAUCAGGCCGUUGCGCCGCCCAUGCAUGUAGCCACGACGUUUCGGUACAACAGAGAUCCGGAGAAGCUCCAGGCUCAUCACAAUGAAAAUCCCAACAACCCCCUUGAUUCUCAUGUGUACUCCCGCAUCAGUAAUCCAAACACUACACGCCUCGAGGCCAUUCUCACCUCAAUCCUGCGCGGACCCUCUCUGACGUACAGCUCCGGCCUCGCGGCAUUCCACGCCAUGCUCGUCCAUCUGAAUCCAAAGCGCAUCGCCAUUGGCGACGGCUACCAUGGAUGCCACGGCGUCAUCAAGCUGCUCUCCAAGCUUACGGGUCUGCAAAUGCUGGACCUCGACUGCCCGGAUACGGAGCUGGGGCCGGGCGACGUGAUCCACGUCGAGACACCCCUGAACCCGGUGGGCACGGCACGCAACCUCGAAUUCUACCGAAAGAAGGCUGACCGGACGGGCGCGUGGCUGACCAUUGACGCUACAUUUGCGCCGCCGCCGCUGCUGGAUCCGUUCCUCUGGGGCGCCGACGUGGUCAUGCACUCGGGCACCAAGUACUUUGGAGGCCACAGCGACAUGCUGUGUGGCGUUCUGUCACUUGCGCCCAAGCAUAGUGAUCGACUCGAGGAACUCAAUUCCGAAAGACUCGUCAUUGGAGGUGUGCUCGGCAGUCUCGAGGGCUGGCUGGGCGUGAGGAGCUUGAGAACACUAGAGAUUCGGGUAAAGAAGCAAAGCCAUGACGCAGAGAAACUGGUCCAAUGGCUCUCGUCUGAGCUGGCAAAGGAGGGAAGUGCCGUGAGCAAAGUCGUGGGAGAAGUGUUGCACGCAAGCCUGCAAAAGGAUGCUUUGGAAGGCGAUGAUGCAUGGCUCAAGAGGCAGAUGCCGAAUGGAUUCGGUCCCGUCUUUGCGUUCAAGACCAGAGACGAGCGCUCUGCCAGGAUUCUACCCAGCAAGCUGCAUCUCUUCCACCAUGCAACCAGUCUGGGCGGCAUCGAAAGCUUGAUCGAGUGGAGAUCCAUGUCGGACGAUACUUGCGAUAAGCGGCUGUUGCGAGUAAGUGUCGGUAUAGAAGGUUGGGAGGACCUGAAGGAAGAUUUGUCGCAGGCAUUCGACGCUUUGAUCAAGGAGCAAAAUGCAUAA
Molecule: messenger RNA, 1290 nt
Organism: Pestalotiopsis fici W106-1
Lineage: Eukaryota; Fungi; Ascomycota; Sordariomycetes; Amphisphaeriales; Sporocadaceae
Exons: 2
Coding region: 1-1290 (429 amino acids)
Biological process (GO): transsulfuration
Cellular component (GO): cytoplasm
Molecular function (GO): pyridoxal phosphate binding; carbon-sulfur lyase activity
Source: RefSeq, a predicted model, not a curated record